UACAGAAGUUGCAGCUCGUCUCACCCCAGGGUGACACGCCGGUGUUGUGGGAUAACCGUCGCUGCAUUUCCUCGUCAGGAGCCGGCGUGUUGAACAGAAGCAGGUCAGAAAGGACAGGGUGAGAAAAUGUUCAGACUCCUCAGUCACCGAAGCAAGAGGCUGCCGAGCUGCCUCACAAGCCAGCGGCGCUAUGAGCACCACCGGGCCGUCAUGGCCAUCCGUCGGGAGGACAUCAAUCCCUGGGAGAGGAGGGCGCCGCUGGCCCCUCGCCACGUCAAGGAGCUGACCAAUGCUGGUGUCAAAGUCCUAGUCCAACCCUGCAACAGCAGAGCUAUUCAUGAGAAGUACUACUCGAAGGCCGGGGCCAUGAUUCAGGAGGACAUCUCGGAGGCGUCGCUUAUAAUCGGAGUGAAGAGGCCGUCUGAGGACAAGGUCAUCGAGAGGAAGACGUACGCCUUUUUCUCCCACACUAUCAAGGCCCAGGAGGCCAACAUGGGGCUUCUGGGCGAUUUACUGAAGAAGGAGGUUCGUCUUAUUGACUAUGAGAAGAUGGUCGAUGCUAACGGCUACCGGAUAGUCGCAUUUGGCCAGUGGGCUGGUGUCGCAGGAAUGAUCAACAUUUUGCAUGGACUGGGGCUGCGCUACCUGGCUCUUGGCCACCACACUCCCUUUAUGCACAUUGGCAUGGCUCAUAACUACAGGAAUGUCAGCCAGGCCGUCCAGGCAGUGAGGGAUUGUGGUUAUGAGAUCUCCAUGGGCCUAAUGCCCAAAUCCAUCGGUCCUGUCACGUUUUGUUUCACCGGAACCGGCAAUGUCUCCAAGGGAGCCCAAGACAUCAUCAACGAGCUUCCAGUUGAAUAUGUAGAACCUCAUGAGUUGAAGGACGUCUCAGAGAGUGGAGAUAUGUCAAGAGUUUACGCCACUGUUCUGAGUCGACACCACCACCUGAUGAGGAAGAGCGACGGCAUCUAUGACCCAUUGGAGUAUGAGAUCCACCCGGAGCUGUACACCUCCCACUUCAGAACCAGCGUGGCGCCGUACACAACCUGUCUGAUCAAUGGCAUUUACUGGGACCCCCACACCCCACGACUGCUCAGGCGCCUGGAUGCCCAGAAACUGAUGCGAGCUCCCAAAACCUUGUCUGCAGCCAUUGGCGGAUCACCACGGCUGCCACACAAGCUGCUGGCAAUCUGUGAUAUAUCAGCUGACCUGGGAGGCUCUAUAGAGUUCAUGACUGAAUGCACCACCAUUGAUAGGCCUUUCUGUAUGUACGACGCUGACCAGCACAUAGACCACGACAGUGUGGAGGGAAACGGUGUCCUCAUGUGCUCCAUUGACAAUCUUCCUGCUCAGCUCCCCAUCGAAGCCACAGAGUACUUUGGAGACCGCCUCUUCCCUUACAUCUGGGAGAUGCUGCCAUCAGACGCCACCAGACCUUUGGAGGAAGAAGAAUUCAGCCCACAAAUCAGAGACGCUGUCAUCACCUCAAACGGAGCACUCACCCCAAAGUUUGAAUACAUUGAAAAACUUCGAGAAAGAAGGGAGAAGGCGCAGAUCCUGAACAAGACCGGGAUGAAGCGAGUUCUGCUGUUAGGUUCAGGAUACGUCACUGGACCCGUUGUUGAGUACCUGACUCGCAAUGAGAUGAUCCAGGUCACUGUGGCGUCGAUGCUGCUGAAGCAGGCGGAGGCGCUGGCAGCCAAAUAUCCCAACGUCAUCCCCAUCACGUUGGAUGCCAGCAGCCAGGAAGGACACCUCGACUCUCUGAUCAAAGAUCAUGACUUGGUCAUCAGCAUGCUGCCGUACACCCUCCACCCGCUCAUCGCCAAACACUGCAUCAAGAGGAAGGUAAACCUGGUGACUGCCAGCUACCUGAGUCCUGCCAUGAAGGAGCUGCAGAGCAGUGCGGAGGAGGCGGGCGUCACCAUAGUGAAUGAGAUGGGACUGGACCCGGGUAUUGACCACAUGCUGGCCAUGGAGUGUAUCGACAAGGCCAAAGCCGAAGGCUGCACGGUGGAGUUCUACAGCUCGUUCUGUGGUGGUCUUCCUGCUCCGGAAUGCUCAGACAAUCCUCUCCGCUACAAGUUCAGCUGGAGUCCGUACGGCGUCCUCCUCAACACCAUCAGCCCUGCCGUCUUCCUCAAAGACAACCAGGAGGUGAGCAUCCCGGCCGGCGGCUCUCUGAUGGAAUCCACCAUGCCACUGGAUAUCUUUCCUGGUUUCAACCUGGAGGGAUUUCCCAAUCGUAACAGCACCAUAUAUGCAGAGUCGUACGGCAUUGAGACCGCACACACACUGAUCAGAGGGACCCUGCGCUUCAAGGGCUUCUCCAAGGCCAUGAGUGGUUUUGUCAAACUGGGUCUGAUAAACAGCAAGCCCUGUCCCAUCCUGCAGCCCACUUCAUCUCCCGUUUCCUGGAAAGAGCUGCUCUGUAAGCAGAUCGGAUUGUCCUCUUCUCUGUCCCAGGCGGCCUUUGAAGAAGCCGUAUAUGAACACAUUGAAAAGGAUGAUUUCAGAAUGGACAGCCUGAGAUGGUUUGGGAUGCUGAGCAACGAUUCAGUGCCUCAGGCCGACAGCGUUCUGGCGUCUCUGACAAAACAUCUGGAGGCCAAGCUCUCAUUCAAUAAGUGCGAGCGAGACAUGAUCAUCUUGAGGAACGACGUGGGGGUUCGCCACCCGACUGGCGAGCUGGAGACUAAACAUGUCAGCCUGGUGGUUUAUGGGGACCCUAAUGGUUUCUCUGCCAUGGCUAAGACUGUAGGAUACCCAACAGCCAUCGCUGCUCGCAUGGUCCUUGACGGCGAAAUCAACACCAAGGGUCUGGUUGCUCCGAUGUCAAAGGACAUCUAUGGGCCGAUCUUGGACCGACUGAAGCAGGAGGGACUGCGCUUCAUGUCCAAAAGCACCUUGGAGGAGGAGUAGAAGUGAACGAAAGAGAACAAAUAACUCCCUGUAAAUCCUGUCCAGCACAAAUACUUUAUAAAAUCCAUAUGCUAUCUGUUGCCUUUACAACAACUUUAUCAAAACAUGAUCUUUAGUCAAACUCACUGGCCUGCUAGGGGGUUCUAAUAAGAUAAAUAUUAGUCAUUUUUUUAAUAUAUAUAUAAUGGUAAAAGGUGAAACAUGUUUUAAUAACCAAAAGUUAUUUCUAUUGUGUUAAAAUGAAACUUUGACUAUUUAGUAAUCUUAAUGUAAGCUUCCCUAGUUUGGCUGAAUUGGCUCUGUUUCAGAGAAAAGUUCUUCUGUGAAGAUGAAUAAAACGUUCACUGAUCAAAAAAAAGUUAGCAUUAGAAAUUUAAAGCAUUUAAAAGAAAAUACAUUUACUAAUUGUCAAAAGUACAACUGAAGACACUAGGUCUGCUUGGGAUUUAAAACUACUUUUCCCAAAGACUAAAAAUGUUGCUUUUGGCAUAUGUCAUAAAAAAGUAAUGUCAUACAAAGCAUACUUGUUGUCACCUAUAAAAAAAAAAACAAAGCAUUAAAAUGUUCAGAGGGCAAUGGGAGCAAUGCUUCCUACUUUUUUAAACCUUGUGCAAUCAAAGUUGUGUGAAGUGUCAGUGAGAAAUUAACAAAGGUUGAAAAAGUUUUCCAUGGUAACUGUCCUAUUUUCCUGUCAACAAAAUGUCUGUGCUACUACUGGUUCCUUUAUGAAUUAAAAAAAACAAACAAACACAGCUUGAUGCUGCUCUCACUUAAAACGUAUUAACUUAAACAAGAAACCACAUCUUACAUACAGCAUGCAACCUAAGUUUCAGAGUGAUGCAGUUGUUAUUUUCUCACCCUCUACCCAUGUUGAAUGAAUAGCAAAUGUAUUUGCACCUAUGGGUUUGUUCUAAAAAUGUGGUGUGGUCCGGUGCAUUGUUGGCACAUUUUUAUACAGAGACAGCCGAAAUGGGGGACUGAUUAAGUGACUGACCUUCAAAAACGUAUUAUUAAACUUGCUAUUCAAAGGUGCAUCUGGAAAGUAGAAAUAUGCAUAAACUCUGCUUGUAACAAACACUAAGGGGAAAAUGCAAAAGCAGAUGUUUCCUCUGCAGGUAAGUGGUCUUAGGUCUCCACAUUAAGUUCCUUUUCAAACUAAAGGCAUGACUAAUAAAAGCCAAAUACUUGCCCUUGUAUGUUCCACAUUAAAACUAUACAACAUUUCUUAAUAAAA
Limanda limanda (common dab) is the source of this 4156-nucleotide messenger RNA. It is a transcript of the gene aass, whose product is annotated as aminoadipate-semialdehyde synthase. Gene Ontology annotation, cellular component: cytoplasm. The record is from RefSeq and is a predicted model, not a curated record. NCBI's taxonomy places the organism in Eukaryota, Metazoa, Chordata, Actinopteri, Pleuronectiformes, Pleuronectidae. The transcript is spliced from 24 exons. Gene Ontology annotation, molecular function: saccharopine dehydrogenase activity. Bases 127 to 2922 code for a protein of 931 amino acids.